CCCAUAAACCCUUCUUUUCCCUCCGACCGCCAUCCGUUUCAAAAUUCCCCCACACUUAUCGUUCCCAAAAAGCAAUCUCGUAAGCACAACUCACAGGACUUACUUUACACCCUACGAUCUACCCACCGGCGAUGAGAUUUUUCGGCAGAGGCUCUUCCGAUGACUCGUCGCCGAAAUCGCCGGCGACGGCAUCUCCUUCAACUCCUAAUUUUCCUUCAUCCAGCGCCGUACCCUCCGGCCAAGCGAGAGCUAUCCGCCUUGUCUACUGUGACGAGAAAGGGAAGUUCCAGAUGGAUCCGGAAGCUGUCUCUGUUCUUCAACUCGUCAAAGAACCCGUUGGCGUUGUUUCGGUCUGCGGUCGUGCUCGACAGGGAAAGAGUUUUAUCUUGAAUCAGCUUCUUGGUAGGAGUAGUGGAUUUCAAGUGGCAUCAACUCAUCGCCCAUGUACAAAAGGCCUUUGGCUAUGGAGUACUCCUAUAAAGAGAACUGCUCUUGAUGGAACUGAAUACAGCCUGUUACUCUUAGAUAGCGAAGGAAUUGAUGCCUACGAUCAAACGGGGACAUACAGCACACAGAUCUUCUCUCUAGCUGUCCUCUUAUCAAGCAUGUUCAUAUACAACCAAAUGGGAGGUAUUGAUGAGGCUGCACUUGAUCGCCUCUCUCUUGUAACAGAAAUGACUAAACAUAUUCGUGUAAGAGCCUCUGGUGGAAAGACUACAGCUUCUGAGCUUGGACAAUUCUCCCCAAUCUUUGUCUGGCUUUUAAGGGACUUUUAUUUGGACUUAGCUGAGGAUAAUAGGAAAAUAACUCCUCGUGAUUACCUAGAGCUUGCUUUGAGGCCUGUUAAUGGUGCUGUUAGAGAUAUUGCUGCCAAGAAUGAGAUUCGUGAAUCCAUUCGAGCUCUUUUCCCUGAUAGAGAAUGCUUCACUCUUGUUAGACCUGUGAACAAUGAGAACGAGCUCCAACGACUUGACCAGAUUCCGUUGGGUGACAUGAGGCCAGAGUUCAAAGCAGGACUUGAUGCUUUAACAAGGUUUGUUUUUGAGAGGACUAGGCCCAAGCAAAUGGGGUCCACAGUUAUGACUGGACCUAUUUUUGCACGUAUCACUCAGUCUUUUCUAGAUGCUCUUAAUAAUGGUGCAGUGCCUACAAUAACCUCUUCAUGGCAGAGUGUUGAAGAAGCAGAGUGUGAAAGGGCAUAUGAGUCAGCUACUGAUCUUUAUGUGUCAAUCUUUGAUCGUACAAAGCCACCUGAGGAAGCUGCAAUGAGAGAAGCACAUGAAGAGGCUGUUCAAAAGGCAAUGGCCAAUUUUAAUGCCAUUGCAGUGGGAUCUGGUUCUGCUAGACAAAAAUACGAAAAACGUUUUCAUACUUUUUUGAAAAAGGCUUUUGAGGAUCAUAAAAGGAAUGCCUUUAGAGAGGCUUACUUGCAAUGCACAACUGCCAUACAGAACAUGGAAAAAGAACUAAGAAAAACCUGUCAGUCUCCUUCCACAAAAUUAGACGAUGUUUUGAAGGUUCUUGAUCGGCUUUUAUCAAAAUAUGAAUCAACCUGUCAUGGUCCAGAAAAAUGGCAGAAACUAACUUCAUUCUUACGCCAAAGUUUGGAAGGCCCAAUUCUUGAUUUAGUAAAGAAACAAAUCGAUCAAAUCACCUCUGAAAAAAGCUCUCUCAAUCUAAAAUGUCGCUCAAUCGAAGACAAAAUGGAACUCCUCACCAAACAAUUAGAAGCAAGCGAAAAGUACAAAUCCGAUUACUUAAAGCGCUAUGAGGACGCCAUAAACGACAAAAACAAACUGACACAAGAUUACAUGAGCCGAAUAACAAAUCUCCAAAAAAACUCAAGCUCAUUAGACGAAAGAUGUUCCACUCUUACAAAAACAAUCGAAUCCACAAAACACGAAUCCAUGGAAUGGAAACGAAAAUACGAAGCUUCAUUAUCAAAACAAAAAUCCACAGAAAAUCAAGCCGCCUCAGAAGUUGCAAAUCUGAAAUCAAGAAGCAAUGCAGCUGAAGUACGAUUAGCUGCUGCCCGAGAACAAACCAUGUCUGCCCAAGAAGAGGCCGAGGAGUGGAAACGUAAAUAUGACAUUGCUGUCAGGGAAGCUAAAACCGCUCUUGAAAAGGCUGCUGCUAUUCAAGACCGGUCAAACAAACAAACUCAACAACGCGAAGAUGUUCUCAGAGCAGAAUUCUCCGGUACUAUGGCCGAUAAGGAAGCUGAAUUGAAAGAUAGGGCAUCAAAGCUUGAACAUGCUGAGCAGUGUGUCACUACUUUAAGCUUGCAACUGAAGACGGCAGAGUCGAAGAUAAAGAAUUAUGACUUGGAAAUAUCUUCGUUCAAAAGCCAAAUGAAGGAGUUAGGAGAGAGGUUGGAAGGUGCAAACGCAAGAGCUCAAUCAUACGAACGAGAAGCGCAGAUUCUAGAGCAAGAAAAGAUUCAUCUAGAACAAAAAUACCGGUCAGAGUUUGAGCGGUUUGAAGAAGUCCAAGAAAGAUGUAAAAACGCUGAAAAGGAAACAAAACGGGCAACUCAGCUAGCCGACACUGCCCGGGCAGAAGCCGUAACUGCCCAAAAAGAAAAAAAUGAAAUCCAAAAACUAGCAGGCGAACGACUGACCGAAAUUGCAAGAUCCGAAAGGCGUAUUGAAAAUCUCGAGAGACAAACGAAAGAUUUAGCGGAUGAGCUGGAAAGCUUCCGGUCUGCUGAGCUGGACGCGGUGUCCAAAGUGGCAAUGUUGGAAGCGAGAGUCGGGGAAAGGGAGAAAGAGAUCGAGAAGCUUCUGGAAUCAAACAACGAACAACGAGCUAGUACCGUACAAGUUCUGGAAGCGCUUCUGGAAACAGAACGGGCAGCUCGGGCAGAAGCGAAUAACCGGGCGGAAGCGCUUUCGGUUCAGCUUCAAGCAACUCAAGGGAAACUCGAUCUGCUCCAACAACAAAUGACUACUGUCCGCCUUAAUGAAUCUGCGUUAGAUGGUAGGUUAAAAACCGCUUCACAUGGGAAACGUGUGAGGGUUGAAGACACAUUGGAUUCUGUUCAAGAAAUGGAUGUUGAUGAUGGUAAUGGUGAUGGUGUUGGGAUUGGGGGUAAAAGAGUAAAUAAGAGGUCUAGGAGUACGACUAGCCCACUGAAAUUUGCUUCUACAGAAGAUGGUGGGUCUGUCUUUAAAGGCGAUGAAGAUCAUACAAAGUUUACGAUUUCGAAACUGAAACAAGAGCUUACCAAACAUAACUUUGGUGCUGAGCUGCUACAGUUGAAGAAUCCUAAUAAGAAAGACCUGGUGUCUCUUUAUGAAAAAUGCAUUCUGAAUCGGUAAGGUAAGUUGGUUUUUUUAGGUAUAGCGAGUGUAGAGAAGAAGUUAGGAGGAAAUAGGGUGUGAUUUGCCACUUUUACUACAUAGAUUUUAUCAUGUCAUUUUACUGGUGUGGUAUAAUUUUGUAGACACUAAACUUGCUUUGUAAUUGGAUUUUUUUUU
Messenger RNA from Lactuca sativa (garden lettuce), 3479 nucleotides. RefSeq lists its product as uncharacterized. Gene Ontology annotation, molecular function: GTP binding; GTPase activity. NCBI's taxonomy places the organism in Eukaryota, Viridiplantae, Streptophyta, Magnoliopsida, Asterales, Asteraceae. The record is from RefSeq and is a predicted model, not a curated record.